Messenger RNA from Hemibagrus wyckioides, 1043 nucleotides. Its product is annotated as protein rapunzel-like. Lineage: Eukaryota; Metazoa; Chordata; Actinopteri; Siluriformes; Bagridae. The coding region runs from base 1 to 555 and encodes 184 amino acids. The transcript has 2 exons. The record is from RefSeq and is a predicted model, not a curated record.
AUGUCAUGUUCUUGCUACCUUCAUGCUUUGUUCAACAAGCUGGAGAAGGAAUUCCAGCAGAUUGAUGACAAGUUGGAGAGCAUCUCUGUACAGAACAAGCAGCUGCUGGACCAGAUCCUCAUUCAAGAGAUCAACACAAACUAUGGUCAGCUGGAACAGAACAUCGAGACCCAGUACAAAGCCUUCAAGAACAUGGUAGACAGGAUCAGGAAGAACCCCGACAAUGAGAUGGUUUACAAAGAGGAUUUCAAGGAUAUCUAUAGAAAGCAAGGCAGCUUUCAGAUUUUGCUAAUGUACUAUAACUCCGUCAUGGAAAAGCAGGGUCCAUUUGAGAGGCCACUACUGAAAUAUUAUCUAGAGCAGUCCGAGAGGAACAAGAAGUUUAUGGAGGCAAAAUGCGCUCAUCUGACCAACCUCUUCUACAUCGGCCUCAUAGCUCUGAUGGCCUACUAUGUAGUCACUGGGGAUGAUGAGGAGGAGUUCAAGAAAGAAUGGGGCCAAAAGGUCUUGGAAAUUCAGACCAAGAUGCAAGAAGUCCUGGCUGAGUGUAAUUAGAAGAAGUGAUGCCAAAUUCUCAUUCUGUAUUGUUUCUAUGCCUUGUUAUUUGAUCAGCACCUAAAACUACACUAUUAAUUCACUUUAAGCAGAUUACACAACAUUUUUAUGACUGUAUAAAUCAUACAUGUUGAUGAAUAUAUAUAGUAAAGCUGAAGACAUAUUUGUGUAUUAUGAUCAGAGUUAUUGAUUUGAUUUAAAAUAAAAAAAAUUGUCUUUUCCAACAAAAAAAAAUUUAUUGACAAUUAGCUUGCAUCAUUUUAUCUUUAGCAUAUAUUUAAAAUCACAGAACUUUAGAUUAAAUCCUAUAAUUAAUCUCAUCACUGUAAAAGUCUUUUUUGUGGAUAUUCUUGGGAUAUUUUUGGAUCUCUCAGGAUGCAAUAAACACAGGAGUGAUUAUAUGGCAAGAAAAUGAUUGUACCGCUUAUCUAAAUGGCAUGUGGUUCAUCCAAACUUUCAUUUAGCACAGCAGUAUAAAACUUUACUGC